Enterobius vermicularis (human pinworm) is the source of this 1344-nucleotide messenger RNA. NCBI's taxonomy places the organism in Eukaryota, Metazoa, Nematoda, Chromadorea, Rhabditida, Oxyuridae. The record is from the annotation of a GenBank genome assembly.
AUGGGCAAAAAAGACAAGGGUGAGAAAAAAAAGUCUAAAGAGGACAUUGCAGAGGCACAGCACAGCAGAGAUUUUGUUAUAAAAUCGUCUACGGAAGAAGCUAAGUUGGAUACUUCGGAAUGGCCUUUGUUAUUAAAGAAUUUUGAUAAAUUGAAUGUGCGGACAAACCAUUACACUCCUCUUCCGGAAGGUUGUUCCCCGCUCAAACGUGGUAUUAAGGACUAUGUUUCAUCUGGGUACCUUAAUUUGGAUAAGCCAGCAAAUCCUUCUAGCCAUGAAGUGGUAGCUUGGGUGAAAAGGAUUCUUCGGGUGAAUAAGACAGGGCAUAGUGGGACUUUGGAUCCUAAAGUUUCUGGCUGUCUGAUAGUUUGCAUAGACAGAACGACUCGUUUGGCGAAAUCUCAACAGGGUGCUGGGAAAGAAUACGUUUGUAUAUUCCGUCUACAUAAUGCAGUGGAAUCUGAAAAGAAGAUACGUCAAGCGCUUGAAAAACUUACUGGUGCUCUUUUUCAAAGGCCGCCUUUAAUAUCUGCGGUAAAGCGACAGUUGAGAGUUAGGACAGUUUAUGAGAAUAAGCUGAUAGAAUAUGAUCCGGCUCAAAAUAUGGGAAUAUUUUGGGUUAAAUGUGAAGCAGGUACUUAUGUGCGAACGCUCUGUGUACACCUAGGUUUAAUUCUUGGUGUUGGCGGGCAUAUGCAAGAACUUCGACGUGUGCGGUCAGGGAUUAGUGGAGAAGCUGAUCAGUUAGUUACGAUGCAUGAUGUUCUUGAUGCGCAAUAUCUUUACGACCAUUUUAAUGAUGAAAGUUAUUUACGAAGGAUCAUUCGUCCGCUCGAAGCUCUUCUUAUUAGCCACAAGCGUGUCGUAGUUAAAGACAGUGCUGUAAACGCAAUAUGUUAUGGAGCAAAAAUUUUAUUACCUGGUGUUUUACGUUUUGAAGAUGGUAUCGAACUUAACCAGGAAAUAGUGAUUGUAACGACAAAGGGGGAAGCCAUCUGUAUCGCUGUGGCGCUGAUGACUACUUCAACUAUGGCAAUCACUGAUCAUGGUAUUAUUGCGAAAAUAAAGCGAGUGAUAAUGGAAAGAGAUACCUACGCUCGCAAAUGGGGGCUGGGUCCCAUCGCGCUAAAAAAGAAAAUUGACCAAGGCCUCCUGGGGAAGUUCGGCAAACCGAAUGAGAAGACUCCAGCAGACUGGCGCUCAGCGUUUUAUGACUUGUCUGUUCCACAACAAACUAGUGAAGCAAAAGAAGUAGAGAAACCUGCUGAAAAACCUAAACCAGAAACGGUAUGCUUGAAAUAUUGGGUGGACAUGUUACAGGAGAGCAAUGAAGACUUUGGAUGA